ACAUGGGAGGCGAACCCGCUCGCGCUAGAGCCGCUCAGAAGCAGCAGAAACGCUAAGCGGGACGGCGGGAGUGCGCGCGCGGCUUUAACACGCACCGCUCGCUGCUGCUCGACCUUCCGUGUGUCUGUUUUUUAUUUAUUAUUAUUAUUAUUAUUAUUAAUAAUUUCUGGAGACUUCUUUCUUUUUUUCGGUUGCUCGUUUAUUGUCGUUUUUAUUGCUUUGCACUUUCGGUUAAAUUUCCCUGCUCUGUACUUCCCGGAGGAUUAAACCGUGUUGCUCGCGCGCAGCGAUGGAGAAAAUGUCGCGGCCCGUCAACUCCGCUUUCCUGCCUCCGACCCACGGAGUGCUUAAAUCCCUCCUGGAGAACCCCAUGAAGCUGCCCUUCCACCACGACGAGGGUUUUGGUAAAGAGAAAGAGAAAGAGAAGAAGCUGGAGGAAGAUGGAACCGGAGCCAAUGCACCUCAGUCUGCGUUUCUCGGCCCGACGCUGUGGGACAAAACACUGCCAUACGACGGAGACAACUUCCAGCUGGAGUACAUGGACCUGGAGGAGUUCCUGUCUGAAAACGGCAUUCCCGCCAACCCACAGAGCGAGCAGAACCAGAUUACCCAGCAGACCCUGCAGCAGAGCCCUACCAUGCCCUCACCACCAUCUGUGGUGGACCUCAGUAACCGGGCCAGCACCUCAGUACACGCCGACAUGGUGACACAGAGCUGCCUACCGAGCCCCAGCCGAGCAGUCUUGCCGUCGAGCCGCAAUACCCCGAGUCCAAUCGACCCUGAGUCCAUCCAGGUUCCGGUGAGUUACGAGCCCGACCCGGCUGAUCUGGCUCUGUCCAGCGUUCCGGGUCAGGAGAUGUUUGACCCACGCAAGCGCAAGUUCAGCAUGGAGGAGCUGAAACCUCAACCCAUGAUCAAAAAAGCACGCAAAGUCUUCAUCCCUGAAGACCUGAAGGAUGAUAAGUACUGGGCUCGUCGUCGGAAGAACAACAUGGCUGCGAAGCGUUCCCGGGACGCGCGACGCCUCAAAGAGAACCAGAUCGCCAUCCGGGCCGCUUUCCUAGAGAAAGAGAACACGGCGCUCCGGCAGGAAGUGGCCGAGCUUCGCAAGGAACUGGGACGCUGCCGGAACAUACUGGCCAAAUACGAGGCACGGCACGGCGCCCUGUGAACCCGCCCCCGACCUAUGACCUACCCUCAAGAACCACCCCCACCACCAUCAAUUUUUGCACCACCUUCUUCAAGGACUUUUGUGUGCCACGAUUAGAGCACUCACCUCCACCUCUCUCUCUCUCUCUCUCUCUCACUCGAUGUUUAGCAGUGUGUGACUAUCUGUCACCUUUAUCUUUUUCUUUCCUUUUUACACUUCUGAUUUUCACUGGAAUGUGGUGCUGUAUGCUCUCUCUCUCUCUCUCUCUCUCUCUCCCUCGCUUCUUUUGCUUCUCCUCAUGCUAACACACACACCAGCGUCUCUUUAUUUUGAUUCUGGCCGUCAUGCAUUGUCUCAGAGAGCAAUAACUCCAACACACUUUUUGGGAAAAGAACCAAGAAAGCAGUGCUAACAACUCCGUCAUCUGUUCACAGCAUAUUGUGUGUGUGUGUGUGUGUGUGUGAAAUAGAUUUAUAUGGAAACCGUGCGUUCACACUAGCUAGCAACGAAGCAGAUUUCCUGUGGAAGUUCGUGAGUUGCGAUUACGACGACAAUCAACAUAGUUACGAUUUUUAAUCAUUUAAUAAAAAUUAGCCAGGUAAUUCCACUUCCUGUUCCUGUUCCUGUGUUCGGUUGCUAUGGCGCUUAUUUCCAGGCUGUAUGUUGCACUAUUUAUUACAAACAGCUUAGCUAGCUGCUAGCCUAUUGUUUAUUGUUUAUUUUUUAAUGGCACACAGAUUCAAAUCUUACAGCUAAAAAUCGAUCGAAACAUCGUAAUGAUGCUAAGCUGCUCUGCCACUAGCAACAUGGAAAUAUACACUGCUGUUAGCUAUUUCUGUUUUCAUCAUGCUAGCCAGUUUAGCUAGUAUAAAUACUCAGCUGCUCUUUUAGCUCCACACUGUUGUUUAUUUCCUAGUGUUUAUUUGAGUUGACACCGUCGCGGUUCUGCUAGCUUCAGGAAACACUUUCAGGAAGCUGUUGUAAAAGUUUCCAUAACAGUGACAGUAACAGUAACAGUUUCCGGAGCAGAUCAAGCUAGCUUUAGCUCUAUUUUAGCAUGUUAGCAUAGAAGCUUCCCCUCAGAGCAAACAGCUAACGAACACACACGUGAACUCAUGCUAACCUGCCUCUCCUCUCUAUCUCCCUCUCUCUCUCUCUCUGUCUCUCUCUGUCUCUCUCUCUCUCUCUCUCUCCUCCUGCACUAAAGCGUCUGUCACAAUCCGAUCUCUGGGUGCAAGUUCUACUUCCUGAUCCAGGAAUCUGAUCUAUUUAUGGACUGGAUGUGUUUGUUUUUUAUGUUGCAGCUAUUAAUGAUUGAUGUUUAUUAUAUGGAUCUUUUUCUCCUCGUAAUGAUCUGCUUCGAUUUAGAUGCAUGAAGGUGAAGCUUCGCCAUUCUCCAGACUGCAAAACGCUACAUUAGCAACGUUUACAAUUCCAGAAUGGAACUAUUUAAGCGAGUGCAUGAUGCUAGCUCGCUCUUCACCAUUAUCAUCAUCAUCAUUGCAGGACCAUGAAGGAGAAAUAAAACGAGACAUGACAUCGUGUUCCUUUUUUAGAUAAAAUAUAAAUAAGCUAGCUGGCUAACUAGCGUAACACAAAAGGACAUGCUAGCUAAACUAUGAGCUAAAUCCCUAGUUAAUCAGAGCAGAUCUAUGCUAGCACUGAUGCUAGGACUAGCGCUGGAGCGGAUUACAGUCUGGAGAACGUGAUUUUUUUUUUCUCUUCCCUCCACCACAACACAUCUUUCCCUCUCUCGGUUUCCUGUGGAGUUUUUUUUCAGUUUCCUGUACAGAUGUGUGUAGUUUAUUUUCCUCUGGUAGCGUUCUCUCUCUCGCGUCUCUCCGCCACUGUGCUGAACGUAUGCCGGCGUUUUCCUCUUUAUUUCCUUUUGGUUUGUUUGUUGUUGUUGUUUUUUUCGUUAGAGACGGCUGGAUGAUGUUGUCUGUGAUUAGCAUGGCUAACGCAAUCAGUUUGUUUACUACAGACCAAAACGUGUGGCACACACACACACACACACACACACACACACACACACUAAUAACAGAGCUAUAUUGGUUAAAACAGAGAUGUUAAUGUUUCUACAGAAUAUUCUAGAGUUCUACGUUGGUGUUUUUGUACAGUAUUUUUCUUAUGGCGCAGUAACACAGGUUCCAGAGUCGUACUUUAAAACCGAGAAAUAAAACACGAUCUAUUUACACAAAUAUAUCUAGAAAUAAAGCUCUAUAUCUUCUGCUCAGAGGUAAGCUAGCGUUGCGUUUUGUGAGCCAAUCAGGGGACGAUAUUAAACUCUUCAAAGCGCAAAGUGGGAUUCUGCCUUUUUUUUUGUAAAAUUGUAAAGUGUGAUAAAAACAAGGUGUUAUAAAUAAAAGAAGUGAUUGAUUAUUGUGA
Molecule: messenger RNA, 3538 nt
Organism: Hemibagrus wyckioides
Lineage: Eukaryota; Metazoa; Chordata; Actinopteri; Siluriformes; Bagridae
Gene: hlfa
Product: HLF transcription factor, PAR bZIP family member a
Exons: 4
Coding region: 290-1171 (293 amino acids)
Biological process (GO): regulation of transcription by RNA polymerase II
Cellular component (GO): nucleus
Molecular function (GO): DNA-binding transcription factor activity, RNA polymerase II-specific; RNA polymerase II cis-regulatory region sequence-specific DNA binding
Source: RefSeq, a predicted model, not a curated record